UCUUUUAUUAUUUGACGAUGAUUUCUUUUUGAUCUCGAGUGAGCGGUGUGUUCGUCAAAAAAAGUGAAGUGAAACCGAACUGAUUCUGCUUAUUUGAGAAAAAAUUUUGACUAAAAGUACCAGUGAAUAUCUUCAAAAUGCCAAUGCUUACGUACAGCAGCACGACGAGCUGCGGCGGUGCGUCGGAAAACGAAAAUGGAUCGCCGGCGGACUCGCUGCUGUCGGGCGAAGGUGAAAUAAUAGCCGAGGAGCUGGCCGGUGGCGACUCCCCGGAAACGAGCCGCGGCGACGACGAGGAGGAGGCCACCAUGUCCGAUGAUUUUUAUUCGCACGACACCGACGACGAGGACGAUCAGCAAGGCAAUCAGCAGCAGCAGCAAGGCAGAAAAAAACAGGAGCGCAGCAACUCCGCCGACGGGGCAUCGUCACCGAGAAGCAACGGCUUCGGCGAAUCAGCGAGUCCGCGAGUCGGAAGCAUCGGAGUGAGGAAGUUAUUCACCAACAGCCGGGAACGCUGGAGACAGCAGAACGUCAGCGGGGCCUUUUCGGAAUUAAGGAAAUUGGUACCCACUCAUCCUCCGGAUAAAAAGUUAUCGAAAAAUGAAAUUCUUCGAAUGGCUAUCAAGUACAUUCGCUUGUUGAGCAGCGUUUUGGAGUGGCAAAAAUCUCAAGAAAGCAACGAAACUAUUUCUAGCGCAGUCCCGGACAUAUUCAUCAAGUCCGAGCCCUUGCAUCAACCUUCGAUUUUGAAUCAGCAAACGACUGCCGCAGCCAUUUAUCAAGCCAAAGCUGCUAUCGCGUGCAUCAAGCAAGAGAACAACAAAUCGCGCAUCGUUUUUUCCACUUCCAAGUCGCAAUUCUUAAAUUCCCAAACCUCCACCGAUAAGCAUAAGAACAACUUAUCCAUGAUAUCGGUGCACAGUUUUGCCAGUGUAAAAAAUUCAAUGAGUCAUUCGGCGAUCAAUGCUCAAAAUGAUUUGUCGAAUCAAUUUUUAGCUAACAAUCUACCAUCGUUCUCUAAUAAUUUAAAUUCUUCGAGGGCUCUAAAUAAUAAAGCUGGCCUUGGUAAAGGUGGACAUACCAGUGCUCAACUAAACUUAAAUAUCGUAUCGGGCGUUCCAUCGAACCUGUCUAACAGUGCGACCUCAAAAGCUCUUAAAACAGAAAUAAAAAACGAAGAUGAAUUAAUGACGCGCGUCCGAUGUUCAUCGCGUGAAUUAACGAAUGGUCAAUUGAUAAACGUUCGAAAAAGACUCAAGGGAUCUUACAAUAAAGACUCGGAAGAACCUAAAUUGAAAAUGUCUUGUUUGCGUUAAAAUUAAUAUUUUUAAAAAGCAGGCCUUAAACUUUAAUCUGUUUUAGAAAGACAUCAGGAGUUGCAAUUAUUCUCAUUACCAAUUCAUUUACUUUAAAAAAAAAAGGAGCGAAAAGCAAACAAUAAUAUCAAGGGAACGAACGCGCUUGCUCAAUCUCACGAAUGAUGCUACAGCUUAAACUUUAAUGUAUUUCAAGUGCAUCAGUUGAGUAUAAAUUAUUUUUAAUAAAGUUUGAUUAUUCUAAUCUGUAAUGUAUGUUUAUUGUAAAAUAUGUAAACGACCAAAAUUAAAUAGGGCUUCUUGUUAAUGUUAUUAUUACUUUGUAGAGAAUUGUAAAAAAUGUAAAAAAUAUUAACAAUGGUGUCUUUUUGUUUGCGAAUGAGUCGAUAAUAAAUGUACAAUCAAAUUUUUUUGUAAAAUAUGUUUCUUAUUUGACCAGCAACGAUUUCAAUGUUAACGUAAAUAUAAUACACACAUAUUAUAUUACAUAGACGACAAUUAUGCAUUGUUUGUAAUAAAAUAUAAGACAAUUAUU
Messenger RNA from Trichogramma pretiosum, 1851 nucleotides. RefSeq lists its product as uncharacterized. NCBI's taxonomy places the organism in Eukaryota, Metazoa, Arthropoda, Insecta, Hymenoptera, Trichogrammatidae. The transcript has 4 exons. Gene Ontology annotation, molecular function: DNA-binding transcription factor activity, RNA polymerase II-specific; RNA polymerase II cis-regulatory region sequence-specific DNA binding; protein dimerization activity. The record is from RefSeq and is a predicted model, not a curated record. Bases 138 to 1316 code for a protein of 392 amino acids. Gene Ontology annotation, biological process: regulation of transcription by RNA polymerase II.